This is a messenger RNA of Lagopus leucura (white-tailed ptarmigan), 1157 nucleotides long. RefSeq names its product circadian associated repressor of transcription (gene CIART). Gene Ontology annotation, cellular component: nucleus. The record is from RefSeq and is a predicted model, not a curated record. The coding region runs from base 248 to 736 and encodes 162 amino acids. Gene Ontology annotation, molecular function: RNA polymerase II cis-regulatory region sequence-specific DNA binding. Gene Ontology annotation, biological process: negative regulation of DNA-templated transcription; circadian regulation of gene expression. NCBI's taxonomy places the organism in Eukaryota, Metazoa, Chordata, Aves, Galliformes, Phasianidae. The transcript has 5 exons.
AGCGGGACGGGGACGGAGGGACGGGGAGAGCGGCACCGGGCGGGCACGGCCCCGCCGCAGCGGCUGCCGCCGGCAGGUGACCCCAUGGAACCUUCCCAGCGCUCCCCCAGUUCUGGUGAUGGCAUUGGGACUGAGACCCUCCCCAGAGCCCCCCUAGCGCCCCCCCGGUCUGAGCGGGGCCGUAAGAGGAGGGCAGGGGGGGAUCCGGAGCCGCCCCCAGUGCUGCGUGGUGCGAAGCGGCCAAAGGAUGGGGAUGGGGGUCCCCGGCACAACACCACCCCCCCCCAGCGACGGCGAUCGCCUCUUUGCCCAAAAAUGCCGGGAGCUGCGGGGUUUCAUCCGCCCUCUGACGGAGCUGCUCAAUGGGCUGCGCAUGGGGAGAUAUGACAAAGGGCUCAGCAGCUUCCAGCAGAGCGUGGCCAUGGACAGAAUCCAGCGGAUUAUCGGCGUCCUGCAAAAACCCGAAAUGGGCGCACGCUACCUGGGGACCCUGCUGCAGGUGGAGGUGAUGCUCAAAGUCUGGUUCCCCCACGUCGCCCCUAAAGCCGGCCCUGAACCCGAUCCCGUCGGGGUCCUCCUGCUGCUCCGAGACCGCCGCAGCGCACACGGGGACGGCGCCACGUCGGGGACAUCGGGGGGGACAUCAGAGACGACACCAACAGGGACAACACACCCCAAGUGCCCCCUCCCCACCCGGACUGGGGCCCCCACGCCCCCCGCAGCACCCGACGUGUGACCGUCCCCAGCACGGGAUUCUCUUCUUCUUCAUUUUGGUUUUUGGGUUUAUUUUUUUUGGCUUUGUUUUAAUUUUUUUUUUUUUUUUUUAAUUAUUAUUAUUAUUAUUAUUUUGAAAGUGGGGGCAGGAGGCAGCGCCCCGUCCCCGGACUGCGAGAGCAACCUCAAACAAAGUGGAUUUUUGGGGUCUCUUCUCCCCCCCCCCUCAAACCCCACAGACACGCAGCAGAGCCGCCCCCCCCUCCAACCCCGAGCGCGGUGCCUUGGGGCCUCGCUGCAACGCCGGGGGGGGCACAAGGGGACAGGAGGAUGGGGGUGGGGGGCAGGCCCCCCCGCAGCAGCACAGCCACCCCCCAGCCUCGUGCCUUCCCCGCAGGGUUUUGGGGCGCGACGCGUUCCCCCCGUGGGAGCAAUAAAUGGCA